Messenger RNA from Meriones unguiculatus (Mongolian gerbil), 11230 nucleotides. It is a transcript of the gene Ncbp3, whose product is annotated as nuclear cap binding subunit 3. Gene Ontology annotation, molecular function: RNA 7-methylguanosine cap binding; mRNA binding. Gene Ontology annotation, cellular component: nucleus; cytosol. Lineage: Eukaryota; Metazoa; Chordata; Mammalia; Rodentia; Muridae. The coding region runs from base 52 to 1896 and encodes 614 amino acids. The transcript has 13 exons. The record is from RefSeq and is a predicted model, not a curated record.
AGGCGGCAGGUGUGCGGGGCGGGCUUUCUGUGGUGCGGCCGGCUGGCAGCUAUGGCGGCCGUUCGCGGCCUGCGAGUGUCUGUGAAGGCGGAGGCCCCGGCUGGGCCGGCCUUGGGGCUUCCGUCGCCCGAAGUGGACUCUGGCCUGGAGCGUGGCGAGCCGGAGCCCAUGGAGGUGGAGGAAGGCGAGCUGGAGAUCGUGCCGGUGCGGCGCUCGCUGAAGGAACUGCUCCCGGACACAAGUAGAAGAUAUGAAAACAAGGCUGGAAGCUUCAUCACUGGGAUUGAUGUUACCUCCAAGGAAGCAAUUGAAAAGAAGGAACAGCGAGCCAAGCGCUUCCACUUCCGAGCAGAAGUGAAUCUUGCCCAGAGAAAUGUAGCCUUGGACAGAGACAUGAUGAAGAAAGCAAUCCCCAAGGUGAGACUGGAGACAAUCUACAUUUGUGGAGUAGAUGAGAUGAGUACUCAGGAUAUCUUCUCCUAUUUUAAAGAAUAUCCUCCAGCUCACAUUGAGUGGUUGGAUGAUACCUCCUGUAAUGUGGUUUGGCUGGAUGAGAUGACAGCCACUCGAGCUCUCAUCAAUAUGAGCUCUCUGCCAGCCCAGGAUAAGAUAAGAAACAGAGACACCAGUGAAGACAAGCCAUCUGAGAAAAACAAGAAAGACAAGCAGGAAGACAGUUCAGAUGACGACGAGACUGAAGAAGGAGAAGUUGAAGAUGAGAAUUCAAGUGAUGUAGAGUUGGAUACGUUGUCUCAGGUAGAAGAAGAGUCUCUGUUAAGAAAUGAUCUUCGUCCAGCUAACAAACUUGCUAAAGGAAAUAGACUAUUCAUGAGAUUCGCUACAAAAGAUGACAAAAAGGAACUUGGAGCAGCCAGAAGAAGUCAGUAUUACAUGAAAUAUGGAAAUCCAAAUUAUGGAGGCAUGAAAGGAAUUCUUAGCAAUUCAUGGAAGCGAAGAUAUCAUUCCCGUCGCAUUCAGCGGGAUGUGAUCAAGAAGAGAGCCCUGAUUGGGGAUGACGUUGGCUUGACGUCGUAUAAACACCGACAUUCCGGAUUAGUGAACGUUCCUGAGGAGCCCAUUGAGGAAGAGGAAGAAGAGGAGGAGGAAGAGGACCAGGCCAUGGAUGCAGAUGACAGGGUCGUGCUGGAGUACCAUGAGGAGCUCCCCACUCUCAAGCAGUCCCGUGAGCGCAGCACGUCUAGGCGGUCCAGUGCAAGCAGCUCAGACUCAGAUGACAUGGACUAUGAUCUGGAAUUGAAAAUGAUUUCCACUCCCUCCCCAAAGAAAAGCAUGAAAAUGACUAUGUAUGCAGAUGAAGUGGAAUCUCAGUUGAAAAGUAUUAGGAAUUCCAUGAGGGCAGAUAGUAUAUCCACAAGCAAUAUAAAAAACCGAAUUGGUAACAAAUUGCCUCCUGAGAAAUUCUCAGAUGUCCGUCACCUCUUAGAUGAAAAGCGGCAGCACUCCUGUUCACGGCCAGCAGUGGGCAGUACUAAACCAGAUAUUCGCCAGCGGUUAGGAAAAAGACCGUAUUCUCCAGAAAAGGCUUUCAGUAGUAACCAGGUGGUUCGGAGAGAGCCCUCUUCGGAUGUACAUAGUAGGCUAGGUGUUCCCAGGCAAGAUGUCAAAGGCCUCUACUCUGAUACUCGGGAAAGGAAAUCAGGUGGUUUAUGGACUCGCUUAGGAUCUACAACCAAGACCAAAGAAAAGAAUACAAAGAAAGUGGAUCACAGGGCAUCUGGCACUGAGGAAGAUGACUCGGAGCUUCAGAGGGCAUGGGGUGCUCUGAUUAAGGAAAAAGAACAGUCUCGCCAGAAGAAGAGCCGGCUAGAUAGCUUGCCAUCGCUCCAGAUUGAAGUCAGCCGGGAAAGUAGCUCUGGUUCCGAGGCAGAGUCCUGAUGCCCCUGGCUUUGGCAGCUGCCCUCAUAUCUGACAUUCUUAUGUAGGGUAGGGUGGACAGUAGGGGCCUCCCUCGCCGGAGCUGGUGCCCUUCCCUUGUACCUGCGCCCUGAACAUUUGCUGUCCCAAUAGACAGCUUCAGAGUGUGAUGAGUGUUGAAGGGUGUCUCUGUCUUGUGCUGCAGAGUUUUAGUUCUGGACCCCCAAGUCUUUCUCCCACACCCUGCAAGCUUUACCCUUGGAGAAAAAGGCAACCCUCCAGAUUUUGUAGACAUUUUCUUAAUAUUUUUAACAUUGUCUUUUAAAAAAAAAAUGUUUUACACAGUUCAUCCAAAGAGCAGAGAACUGAACUUCUCACUGUUGCCUUGGCCCUGACAGCUCUUGCCAGCACCCAUUCCCAAGAAAAGUCAGUUCCCAGGUGCUUAUUGGACAGUCUUUGAGGGGGAAGAUGAGGGAAGCUGCCAGCUCGGCCUUCCAGGACUUUAGUGUUGGGGCUGAGUUUCACAGGCCUGGCCUGAGAUGUGUCCGUCCUCUCAGGUAGAUAGAACGGAGCAAUCAGCAGUGGCUUCCAGUCCUCCCUAGAGGAUUUCUGUUAGGUCCUCUUAUUGGCUGUCAGCCUCAUGUGAAGAUCAAGUUCAGUGCUGUGGGACUUCUAGGGACGAACAACUGUGACUUGGAUUUGGAAUUGAUUUCUGUGCUUAGGGGUGGGGUCUUGGGUUGAUGUUGAACAAUUUUUAAGUCUGUAUUAUGUUUAAAAACUAUUAAUGACUUAAAAGUUUAAAUUUUUAAUUUUUAUAUGUGGAUAUUCCUCCUGUUGGCUACAGGGAAAGCUCAAGUGGUGUCUUUUGUGUUGUUAAAUAUACAUUAUAUACUUUGGAAGAAGGCAAAGAGAGGAGUCUGAUUAUUUUGAGUGAUACUAAUUGUAUGGACUGUUGUAUUUGAAUUCAAUUGCUUUGUGGCCAGGAAAAAAACUGCUGUCCAUCUGUCAUGGGCUCUUGUUCAUUACUACUUUUCUAGAAGUAAUACCUUGAUAAUUCAUUCUUUCUGUCAAUGACUUCUCAAUGGAGACUUACUCAAAAGUAGCAAAUAAGAUAAUAGUUUCAGAAAUUUUAGUUUAUUUUUAAUCUCCUUUCAAAUUAUUUUACCAUGGGAAGGCAGUAGGUUAUUUGGCUUCUCAUCUGACUUUUACUUUGCAAUAUUUAAUACUGUAUUUCUCUACAGGCUUAAAAGUGGUGAUUCAUUUGAGCACAUUAGAGUCUUGGAGAUAGUGCUGAGCCUCUAUCCCUUUUGGAAGUCAAAUUCUUCACCUGCCCUGGAUUGUUCUGUACCCAGUGGAUCACAGAGGACUUGACUUGUGGGGGAGUGCGUGUCUCUUGAUGGCUGACUACACUGUGAAUGAGCCGUGUUGCAAGUAAAGAAGCAGAAGACUUAAGAGCUGAGUUGUAGUAAAACUGUAUUAUAUGUAGUAUUUGGUUACCUGCUCCUCCAAAACGGGAGCAUAUAACCAAAGUGGUUUGGCUUCCAAGGCUCCUAGAAAGAGGUAGUUCUUAUUUCUCUGUUAGUUCAGACCUAAGGCCUUCAAGGUUUUUAAGUUUCUCUUGCCCUGUGUAACUCACAGUCAGGUUCUUACAGGUUCAGGCUUUGGUAAAGGGCCUGAGAGCAGACCUGGAUGCCAGCCAGGGCUCUGGGCAGUGCAUGAGCCUUCGAGUAAAUAGUCUUGUGCCGUGUCUGGCCUUUUUGGUAUCUCUCGGUGGUGUUUUAUUCUUGAAGCUGUGGCUGCAUGUUUUCUGUUGAGGUGGCCAAAGUGUCAGGAGAGAGGGUAGCAUGACUUAACCCAUCCUUUUCAGGCUCUGGUUCUGCCAGUGCGUUGAAGAUGAGUGUGUGGGUCCCAUGUGACAUGGCUUCCUCAUGGUUUAGACACUCCCCUGCUUUCUUUUUGUUUUUUAGUUGCGACACUUCCCAUACAGCAAUUCAGGCCCAUUUGCCUAGGGGCCUUUGCAUAUGUGUCCAUCUCCUGCUAGAAAUGAGAGGAGGGCUUUAUGGAAGAUAGGCAGUAUGAUUUCAAAACUAGCUCCUUGAGCUGACCGUGAAAGAUGCCCACUUCAACAGCCUUGCUGUCCUUAGAGCACGGCGAGCCCAGAAAGGUAUGUACUGCAUAAACUGAUGGUCUUCCCAGCAUCUUUCUCCAGCAUUCGGAGCUGCUCAGGUCUCCAAUACCUUGAGCCCUGUGACAGUGACAGUGGAUAGUGAGAAUAGACCAGCAGGUACUGGGGCAUAUUUUAUCCAGGGCACUUUCCAUACAUGUGGGGUUAGUCUUCACACGCUGCUUAUAAUAAUGGCAGAGAUUUCAUCUUUGUUUCUGACUCUCCCUCUGUAGAGGGGCCAGACAGCCUCUGGCCUAACUCCAUGAAUCCUACCCUGCUUCUAUCCCUGCUCUGUGAAGCAGACUCUUUUGAGUCUCCCUCUCGCUUACGAGAUUAUUUAUAUAGUGUGCAUAUCACCUGUUUAAAGUGCACACACAUUUCAGUGCAUUGUUGGCUGUUUACAGAGUUGUGCAGUCAUUAUCAUAUAUAAUCAGUUUUAGACCGUUCUUGUCACCAAAAACAUCCUGUUCCCACAAGCAAUCAUCCUUCAUUCUUACCUCUCCUAGUACCUGGCAACAACUAAUAUUUCUGUCCUUAUGGAUUUGCCUAUAGUGGAAAUUUCAUAAAUGCCGUAUGCUAUGUGUCUGUUUAUAUAAGGUUCAUCCAUGAUAUGGUAAAUAUCAUUUCAAGUCUCGUGUGUUUGUGUGUGUGUGUGUGUUUAAUCAGGUUUUCAAUCUGUAGCCCUGGCUACCCUUGAGCUCCCUGUCUAGACCAGGAUGGCCUUGAAUUCACAGAUUGUCUUUCUCUGCUUCCCAAGUGCUAGGAUUAAAGAUGUGUGACACUGUGUCUGCCAGUGAUUUUUGUUUUGUUUCAGUUUUUUAAAUUGUCUAUGUAUUUACUGUUCAUUUCAUGGGCAUUCUGUGAUUUCUAGUGUGAGACUAUAAAUAUUUGUGUGCAGCUCCCCUUCCUGGACAUGUAUUUUCAUUCUUAAAUGUAAGAAUGGAAUAUGUAGGUCGUGUGGUAGCUCUGAUCUUUAUUUAGUCCUUAGAGGAAUUGCCAAGUUGUGUUCCCAUGGAAUGUAUCAGGAUUCUGGCUUACCACACUGUCUUCACCAAUACUUAUUUUCCAGUGUGAAGUGGUGUUUCAUUGUGUAUGUGCUGUGUUUUAUUUUGUUGCAGUGCAGGGGACCAAAUCCAGGACCUUGUACAUGUAGGCAAGCUCUGUGCCAUGGAGCUAUAUCCCCAGUCCCUGACUUAUUCUGAGUUACAGUUUCCUAAUGACUGUUGGCCAUUAUUUCUUCCUCCUUUGUCUUUGUCUUUAUGUGUGUGUGUGUAUGUGUGUGUGUGUGUGUAUGUGUGUGUGUGUGUGUAUGUGUGUGUGUGUGUGUGUGUGUGUGUGUGUGUGUGUGUGUGGUUUUGAGACAGGCACAUAAGUGUUGGGCAUUUUUUUUAAACAUAGGAUUUCUCUGUGUAGCCCUGGCUGUCCUGGAACUCACUCUGUAGAUCAGGCUAGCUUCAGAGAUCUGCCUGCCUCUGCCUCCUCAGUGCUGGUAUUAAAGGCAUACACUAUUAUGCCUGGCUAUGUUGGCUAUAUUUUCAUGUGGUUUGCUUUUUUGUUUCAAGACAGGUUUCCUCUGUUGUAGCCUUGGCUGUCCUGGAUUCGCUUUAUAGACAGACUGGCCUCAAACUCAGAGAUCCUCCUGCCCCUUGACUCCCUGAGUGCUGGGAUUAUAGGUGUAUGACACCACGCUGGCUAUAUUUUCAUGUGUAACAAUAUCAGUCUGAUCUUAUUACUAUGCUUAAAACCUUUGCAGAACUUUAUCAUCACUUUGGGAAUAAAAUUCCAAACUACUUUGAUAGCCUAUGGAGCUGGUCAGGACAUAGGCUCUGGCAGUUUCUGCAGACUGUUCUCUUUUCUCCCUUGCUCUUUAUCUACUAGUUCCUGUAUCCCUCCUGAUCUCACUGUCUUUCCAGACUUCACAGUGCAUGCCUUCAGGCCCAUCUCUGCCCUGCCUUCUUUAUUUCUCUAAUGAACAAGGUUUUAAGAGACGCUCCUCAGUACUGGAUUCCUUGUGUCUAUGUCUUUUUUAUUGCCAUAAAGGAAUCUUAGCUGACUCUGGUUAGAUUGUAAGUCAAUGUCUGAGUUAAAAAUUGAGUUAUCAAAAUACUUCUUGGAAAUCCCAAGGCAGGUGCCUGCCCCAGUGAAGACCAACAGCAUGAGGUUCUUGUGGUCAGUUCUUACCUUUUGGGGAAAGGGUCACUCUUUCUUUGUUUGGGCGCUAGGUGAAGUAGUGGGGCAUGCAGGUAGGACCAUGUCAUGACAAUGCCCUCUUAUUUUGGUGUCAGAACCACUCAGUGAGGUCACUUGUAAGAAGCUUGGGAACUUGAGCCAAAGGAACAACAGCCAAAGGACAAAGGCUGUUCAGCUUGUCUGGGCUUGCUGUUGGGAGGGUGGAGCUAGUGUGGCUCCAUCACCUUGCAACUGUGGGGUUUUUUUUGUUUUUCGUUUUGCUUUUCAGAUAAGUGCUUCAUGUUUAAUCUUGUAACUCAUGUAAUGCAAACCACAUGCCCCCAGCACACCUCAUUGGACUCUCAUUUCCUAUUCCUGGUUGAUAUGUUUGCUAAGUUGUAAGCUCAAGAGAGCUUGGACCAUGUUUGGCUUGUGCAUUGGUCUUUUUCCAUACUUAUUAUCAUUGUGACCCAGCAGGUCCUCCGUGAACAUUUGUGAGAGCAUAAACCCCGGCCAGAACAGCUUUGCCCUCUGAGGCCCCGUGCCUUCUACAGGCAGGCCAGUCCUCGGUUUUCUGCCAUGUAUAUGCAAUGCCUUGUUUUCAUGUUUUGUUCUUGUCCCUUCCAGCCUGUGCGCUCCUAAGGAGCAGGUGUCUUCAUGUUGUUUUGUCUAUAGCACUGAGCCAGGCCAGACCACUGUAAGUAGUGCUUCAGAAGUUUUGGGGAAGUGAAUGAAUUGUGACAACUUAGCUCGCACACCAUUCUGUGCAGGCAUUUUGAUUGUAGCUGAGCCCACCAGAUGCAAAUGGGAAAGAAUAUUCAUUGGUGUUUAUCAUGUAUGCAGUAAGGAAAAAUUCUUAUUAAGUAGGUGUCAGAAAAUGUCAGAAUUUGAUGAUCUGCCAUGUUUGAGCUAGAACUCAUCCAGCUCUAGAAAGUUGCUAGGAAAUCAUUUUGUUUUUCAGGCUCAGGGGUAGUUUUAUUAUAAAUACCAAGCAGGUUGUAAAUCCUAGCAGAUGGCAAGGAGAAGGAAACCAAAAAAGGUCACAUUGCUUAAGUUGAGCUGACUUGGACAUCAGCAUGUCAUGGUCAGGAGUAGGCUUUAGAGAAGGAAUAAGAAAGUCCAUAGUACCAGGAAGAGCAUGCCUGGGUCUGACCAGUAUCUGAAAGAAAAAGGAUUACAGUUCCUUAACUGUGGUUUCAGAGACUUGUGAGCCAGGAUCCAGCUCUAGCCUAGAUCCACCACAAGAGCAGCUAUUUCUCUUAGUGUCCCUGAGCCAUUUCUCCUGUCCUAAAAUUAUAUUACUCAUCUGUCCUAGGGUGGCAGGAUAGAGGUGUUAGAUAAAUAAGAGGCUCCGAAGAUGGACCACUGACCCAGUGUUUAGCUCCUGGUCCUGUUGGGGUGAGUGACAGCAACCCAGAAGAAGAGGCCAGAAGUAACUAACUGCCUGCCAGCAGCUAAUGUUCAGCCUGAAAAUGCGUUCCUUCCUGCUCUCAGGGUACUGUCAGUGCUGCAAUGCCAGUAUGCGCUUCGGGUAGGCAGUGCCAAGUGUUGCUUUAAUGGCCAUACCAAGAAGUUUGUUUCCUAAGUCUGCUUGCAAACCUUAUAUAAUAAGAUGUAACUCAGAACCUGAGCCUUUUCCUCCCUUUUUAAAUACAAGAGCUCAAAGAAGAAAAUAUAUUUCUGGUAAUUUGAGAAUAGUACUUUUGCUUCAAGACAGAUUGUAAACUGCAUAAUGUGACUACAGCAAAUGCCUAGAACUUCUCCUAUGUUUAUAUGGCAGAUUUUAGCAGAAAGAGUAAUAGUCCCAACUCCUCCGAAACCCUUUAAGCACUUCACAGAACUUUGAUGUUUCUGGAAGCAGUCAGGGAAAUGCUGCCUCAGAAGCCUGUUUCAAACGGUCUUGUUGCACAAGCUGGCUUGGCCUGGAGCCCUGACUACUCUAAAGCUCUCAGUCCUACAUCGAUUUCCCAAACACUGGGAUUACAUAUUUGCCAUGGCACUAUAAACUUUUUCUUUAGAAAUAAUUUCAAAAGCCCAGGAGCAUCAAGGGUAGAACAAAGACUUUUUUCUAUAUUUUACCAUUCAGCAUGCUAAAGCAUGUUGUAAAGCAUGGAAAUGGUCUUUUCCUGUGCUGGUGAUGAACUCCAGAGUGUGGAUGGUACUCAGUUUACCAAAGUCACUAGCUUGCCCAGAAGUCUCUGUGUAAGCUGUCCCAGAGGCCUCUGAGUGCUCAGACUCUUUAGUAGUUGAGACUCUGUAUGACCUCAGAUACCUCUAUCUCUGGACCAGUGAGAGCAAGAGCCUCACACGAUUAACAGAAACAGCCUCGCCCUAUCCUAGCGCUGGAUCCAGUGACCUGUUCCUUUUCUGCUUAUGUACAGAAGUUCUCCUGAGGGCCAUGAGCAGUUGGCAGCAACCUCAGCUCAGGUUGAAUGUCUUUUUGAGGAAAGGCAAAGAGAGUGAUGGCUGGAGCAGAGGUAGGUCUUAGGACUCAUUCUCACGUUCACCACUGGAAAAUGGAACACAUCCCUUUCUCUCUGGGCCGUAGUUCCUUUGUCCAUGAAAUGGAGGCCUCACAACGAGAUGACAAGUGUUUUUCCUGCAUACACUGAGCUGGGAUGGGAGGGGCUGCUGCUGCUGUGCUCUUCAAGGAGGUGUGGUUAGCAAGAGACCUGCCUGAUCCCACAGCCAGUGCAGCCUUCUCCCUCCCUACUCUGUCAUGAAGGGACCAGAAGGACCAGUGAGAUGGCUCAGUGGGUAAAGGCUUGCGAGCCUGAGUUUAUUCCCUCGGCUCUACAUGACGAAAAGGAAGACCUCUGCAGGUUAGCCGUUGACCUCCACACAUGCACUGACAUGCCCGUGUGUGCGUGCAUGCAGGUAUACACAAACAUGGUUCAGUCUUUCAUUUGAGAACUAUUUGGGGUCGCCUAAGGCGCCAGUUUGCUUAGGCAGCCAUGGCAAGAUACCCAGAAUGGAUGGUUUGAACAACAGACAUUUAUUUUCUCUCAGACCUAGAAGCUACAAGUCUAAGAGGGUCCCAGCGUGGAGAGAGUCCUGUCUUUGGCUUGUUUGCAUGGCCUUUUUCCUCCAUGUGUACCUGUGGACCUUCUCAUAGCAAUAACCCUGUGCCGUUAGGUCUGGGACCUACCCUUUUGACCUCUUAAACCUAAUGACUUCUUCAAAGCCAAGUUUCUAAGUCUAGUCACAUUGAGGUUUGGAAUUUGAAUACAGGAAUUUGGAGGUGAACAUUGUCCAGCCGUUAGCACCUGGGAACGGACAGGUGCAGGUCUGUCUUUGUGCUUUUUAAACGCUCAAAAACUCAUGAUCUGAAGAGAAAAGGGUUUUAGUUCAGGGUCAUGGUUCUGGAGGAGACAGUCAUGUCUGCCUCUCAGUUCAGCAACUUAUCCAUGUGACCUUGGGCUCAGUCCUUAGCCUCCCUCUGAUGUCAGCACCAUUAGACAUGACAUGACACUGCUCUCCGAUAAAGGCACUUCUAGGUGGCCUUGGCUCUGCCUGUUCCUGACUCCCUGUGGUCCUCAUCUUCAGAUGUACUCUUCCCAGCUUCUUGAGUAAAGGCUGGCUGUGAUUGGAACCACUUCUGUCUGGAGACUUGCAGGAAAGCCCCCUCCACUGUUGUAUGUGUCACGCUUCCUGCUUGCUUGCAACUCAGGACAGUACCUGGCCUCCUAGUGCACACUUCUCUCUCCCUGAAUAUGUAUCAAACUUCCCUUUGGGGAGCGGUAGGAAGGGGAGACAGCUUGUUACACAAGCUGGCCUGGUCUAGAUCCCUGACUAGUCUAGAGCUCUCAGUCCUACAUCAGCCUCCCAAACACUGGGAGUAGAGGUUUGCCGUGGCUCUGUAAACUCAUAGUAGCACUGAAGAUAGAACAAAGAACUUUUUUCUCUCUAUAUUUUUUACCAUUCAGUCUUUUCCCUUGCACCUUUUCCUCAUCCCCAAACUACUUGAAGUAUUUUGCACUGCAUUCCACUUUACCAUCGCCAUGCUUUGUGCUGUGUCCAUAAGAUAUUACCAACUUUAGAAAUAUGUAGUGUCUGGUCAGUAUAAUAAUUGCUCAUUUGUAGUUCAGGCUUCUGGCUGUUCAGUAAUGCUGUUUCAAGCCUUUCUCACCACCCCCAAUCCAAGAUCUAAUCUGGCAUCAAGUAGUAACCUGCCUUUGUUCUGUACCUGGAGCGUGUCCUCAGCCUUUCUCUUGUCUUUUAUGACAUGGAUGUUUUGGAAGGUUAUGGUCUAGUCAGUGAUACAAGAUUGGCAUUCAAGUUGACUCUUUGAAGUAAGUAUUGGCCAAAAUUCCAGCCUAGGGCUGGGUGCUGUGAGAGAAGAACAGAAGAGGAGACAGCGAAGCCACUAACAUGGGGCCUGAAGCUCCGGUUUGUGAGAGAACAUUAGUGUCGGAUGGGCUAGGAGUCCCCUCUGCAAGUCAUAACUUCUGGCAUUGACAAUCUUUGGUGGAUGCAGUUGACACUAGAGUCCUAUAGAGAUGCAGAAAAUACCCCUGCUUCCUCAGCCAUCUGCUUUGCUGGCCUCCUGUGGUGCCUGGGGUUCACACUCAACAGUCUUGCUCCUACGUGAGCUGCCAUCUUGGGCUCCUACCCUAUCAAAGGUGUGCUUUGUGAUGGCAGAGUGCCCCUUUCUUCCUGUGGGCCAGGGCUGGGAGCAUCCUUGAGUGACUCUACCUUUGGAUUCAGGAGCAGUAAUGAGAAGAUGGGCUGGCUGCUGGUGCCACUGUGGCUUGUGACAGGUCUGUCCAGCAGCCUUAGGGUGCUCUGCACUAUGAUGUAUGUCAUCAACCCUGAAACUCUGCUUUUCUAGCUGCUAAUGUGUUGUGCAGAGGGAAGUGGUGAAUUGUAAUCUCUUUUCGAAUAAUUCCAGAAGAUCUAGUCAAAUGUCAAACCAAAGCUGACAGUGUGGAAACGUUUGAAGUGUCAUUGAAUCUUCACAGAAUUUUGGCUAAAUAAGUUUUCCCUGUGAAAAACAAAAUAAAAUUGAUUUUCCUAUAGUCA